ACCCGCCGCCGCCCUCCCCGCAGCCCGCCCGCCCGCCGCGUCCCCGGGGCCGCCGCCGCCACCGCGUCCGCAGGCUGAGCCCAGGCGGGCCGGCCGCCCCGAGCCGCUCCCCCCGCCGCCGCCGCCGCCGCCGCCGCCGCCGCCGCCGCGCCCCCGCCCGGCCCGCUCCCAACGGAAAGUUGGGCUGCGGCGGGCGGCGUCUGGAACCCGCGGGCCGGCAUGAGCGGGGGCCGCGGGGGCGCCUAGGGCACUGGAGGCGGCGCCGCGCGGGGGCAACUUCACCCGGGAGCCCGCGCCGCCGGGCCCCGCGCCAGCAGCCCCGAGCGGGCUCGCGGUGGUUCCUCCCGUCCCGCGGCCUCCCCCCGCCGACUCCAGGCGCGGACCUUGGUCCCGGCGGCUCCGCGGCGGUGACACGAGCCCGCGCCGCCGCCGCCGCCGCCUCCUCGGCCGCCGCCGCCGCCGCCUUCCCCGCACCAUGGAGUUCUCCGAGAGGAAAAGAAGCAGGAAAUCCCAGAGCUUCAAACUGGUGAGCCGAGAUUAUCACCAUGAGGUAUAUAAGAUCCCAGAAUUCAGCAACGAUGUGAAUGGGGAGGCCAAAGAGACACAACCCAUUUUUUUAGGAGAUGAAAGCAUGGAAAUAAAAAAGCAAAUUACAGGGAUGAGAAGACUGCUGAAUGACAGCGCCGGGCGGAUAUAUCAGCGAGUUGGCAAAGAAGGAGAGAAAUUAAAAGAAGAGCCCCAGGACCUGGAUUUAGUCUGGCCUCCGCGUUUGAACUCCUCUGCUGAGGCCCUGCAGAGCCUCCAUCCGUCGUCACGUGGUGUGUGGAAUGAGCUACCGCCCCAGAGUGGACAGUUCUCAGGGCAGUAUGGCACCCGUUCUAGAACCUUCCAAAGCCAGCCCCACCCUGCUGCAAGCUCCAAUGGAGAACUUCCAGUGGUGAAUUCAUCAGCUGGAUCAAACUGCUGUACUUGUAACUGCCAGUCAACGUUGCAGGCCAUUCUGCAAGAACUCAAGACCAUGAGGAAAUUAAUGCAAAUUCAAGCAGUUGGAACUCAAAACAGACAACAACCCCCAAUUUCCCUUAUAUGCUCCCAGCGAACUGCUGUCUCACGAAAGAGAAAUAAAAAGAAAAAAGUGCUCCCAAAGACUGUGGAACCUCUUACUGUGAAACAGAAGCCCAGCGGGUCCGAGGCUGAGGGGAAGGCGGCGGUGGCCUCUGAGCUCUCUGCUGUCCAGGCAGCUGAGCCCACCUCCCCAGAGAAGAGCCGCGUGCUAGGAUUCGGCAUUGUUCUGGAAUCACCUUCCUCAGAUCCAGAAGUACAACUUGCUGAAGGCUUUGAUGUGUUUAUGCCCAAAUCUCAGCUGGACUCUAUUCUGUCGAACUACACUCGCUCAGGAAGCCUUCUGUUUAGAAAACUGGUGUGCGCGUUUUUUGAUGACAAGACUUUGGCUAACUCCUUACCCAAUGGGAAGAGGAAAAGAGGACUCCAUGACAACCGGAAAGGCCUAGACCAAAAUAUUGUGGGUGCAAUAAAAGUCUUCACAGAAAAGUACUGUACAGCUAACCAUGUGGAUAAGCUUCCUGGCCCAAGAGAUUGGGUACAGAUUCUACAGGAUCAAAUUAAACUGGCCAGAAGAAGGUUAAAAAGAGGCUCAGCAGAGAUCGUUGACGGUGAUGAAAGACUGGAUGGUAUUUCUCUCCCACCAACAGGUAAUAUAUAUGACACCAGGAGAGAAAACACGGAGGACACAGAACCAGGUUUCAUUGCCUAGAUUUUGAUUUUAGUGACACUGUUCAGUGGCAUACGUAACUUCCGUUUGAAUUUCCGAAAAGAUCCACGUAGCAUUUCAGGUUCCUGCAAAGUGUGGGUGUUCUGUGAAGUUUACCUGUCAUGUUGAAUCGUCUCCUAUACUUUCUUUGUAAUGUGUGAUAAUCAAGCCUCCGACUGGGUGUAAGAUUUCUAAAAUCAUUUUUCGGGUUGAUUUCUUACCCUUUAAAAGCCCAGCGUAUGAUUCAGUUAGUUCAUUGUCCACUAUAAAGAAGUGGUUCUCUCUUCCCUGUUGUCAUUCAAAACCUCAAUGUGAAUAUAUAGAGCUUUGAAACAUAUUUAUUUUAAUGUAACUUGCUUAGAUGCAGUAUAAAGGAGCAUGGUUCUUUCCAGUGCUGAGAGAGCAGUUGUGAAGGCCAAAAUUAAUUAGACCUUCAUCAUCUUGAAAGAUGAAAAAGUUGUUUUGGGAGACAGGAUACCUCUGACCCAUGAGAUGAAAGCAUUCAUGACAUCAGUGCCCCCCAAAUGGCCAUUUGUAACUGAGUAUGUGCAAAUGACCUGUGAGUCCUUAGGAAAGAAAAGCCUUUUCACCUAAGUUGCAUCAACACAAUGACAAAAUAACUAAUGAAAAGGUGAGAAAAUCAAUCAAUCAUCUGCAUGAUACCUAACAGCCAUUUUAAAAAACAGAUGGUUUUAACUGAGUGGUCCAGGGUUUUGGCACCAUGUGGAAACUAGCUAAAAAUGUACUUAAUAUCAUUUACUUGGUUCCCAGUAUACUUGCCCUCUGCUUUAUAUAAAACGAAUAUAUGAAAAUCUGGAUUUAUUUUUAAAAGGUAUCUUGCCAUGAAGGCAUUUGUUUUAUAGAAAUAUUUGCCUUCAGAUUUCUUUCUCUAAUAAGAUGGUGAAUUUAAAAUACUGUGUUAUUUAGAAACAGUGCAUUUAGACUUCCUUUAUUGUAUAAAGCAAAUUGCAUUGGAUCUUUGCCACUUGACCCAAAGGCCAGAAAUUGGCAUGAAAACAAUUUGGACUGCCAAUCACCAAACCCAGGGUUCACACCUGCCUACUGGCAGUUCCAGUGCCUUCCCCUAGCCGUGGAUUUAGCAAAGCAUAGAAUGUUAAGAGCUAAAAGUUACUGUAGAGACUACUCAGUCCCACCCCUCGUUCCGCAGGUGGGGAUGAAUGAGGGUAAGCUAUUGCCAAGGGCCCGUUAAUCCCUCAGUGGCCUGGGCCCUGCCUAGAACCCCAGUUUCCUGACUACCCUGUCCAGGGUGGUCACAUCACAGUGUCACAUCACACUGAAACGCUAAACCUAGAGAUAGGAGGGGAUGCUCUGGGAUAAAUCCCUCUUCCACCAAAGACCAGCUAGUCAUCAAAGGUGACAGAAGGCAUCCCUGUGCUGUGACAAAAAGCUGGCCUUUUGUGGAAUUCAUCUAACUAGUAGACAAGUUAUGUCUCAUCUCUGUGUGUCUUAUUUUUCUUCUUUUGGGGGCUACAAGGAAGGUUUGGAGAAAUUAUUCCCACCAUACCUUUCCUUAACCUUUUUCCAUUUCUGGCCAGUAAACAAUCCCUUUCCUGAAAACAGUCUCUUUGUUUUAUCCAGUGGUCAGAUGAAGUCCUGCAGCCAGGGACUCUUGUGUUUUUUUGCAGCAUGGGUUUUAAAAUAUGUCUUCUGACUCCCAGAAGGAAGUAUUACCCAAAGGAAGGGAAAAGAUUAAUUAGUGACCUUUCACUCUGUUAAAGUAGGAUGAGUAGGUUGCCAGUAAAGGCAGAAACACUAACUCCCAACUGUGGUCUGUUAGAGCUUCGCUGGGAGCUUCAGAAGCAGGGUCUUCCAAGGCAGGGCCACGGCUUGGAGGAUGGGUGGGCUUGAGGCUUGUUCAUCUCACAGCUAUGAACAAUGAAUGGCUUCACACAUUGGAAAUACAUAUCCAAACUGCAACAGUAAAAUCAUAUUUUGUAAAUUAAAAUUGUUUACUUACAGUGACUACUGUUCAGACUUUAUUCAGAAAUCCUUUUUAUAGGCUUUCUUAGCAAAAAAAAAAAAAAUCCAUAUCUGUGGAUAACGUCUCAAUCUUCUGUAUAUAUGUUUUAUUAAUAUGUAAAUAUUUAAUUUUUUAAAAUUACUAUGUUCUUUAAAAAAGACUUCCAUGCGAGCCUAGUUGUGAAGAUGGUGUAUAACAUCGUGUUGUGAUCUCAGUUCCCAAGAUGCUGUUUAUGUCCGUUCUGGAAGAACACAAUAAAUACUUUAAUUGAA
Messenger RNA from Saimiri boliviensis boliviensis (Bolivian squirrel monkey), 4024 nucleotides. RefSeq names its product BEN domain containing 7 (gene BEND7). The record is from RefSeq and is a predicted model, not a curated record. NCBI's taxonomy places the organism in Eukaryota, Metazoa, Chordata, Mammalia, Primates, Cebidae. Gene Ontology annotation, molecular function: DNA binding.